Molecule: messenger RNA, 2499 nt
Organism: Anopheles nili
Lineage: Eukaryota; Metazoa; Arthropoda; Insecta; Diptera; Culicidae
Product: RUN domain-containing protein 1
Exons: 3
Coding region: 1-2142 (713 amino acids)
Source: RefSeq, a predicted model, not a curated record
AUGUCAUCUCCGGAUGAAGCAAGUGAACCAAAGGAGAAUGAAGAAUAUGGCAAUUGCGUUGAUGGUGCUAAUGAUGAAGUCGAACUGAAAUUUGGUUUGUACGUGGAAAAUGAACAUGCCGUGUUGAGAAAUGUGUCCGAGGAUGAGUUCGAUUUCGAUUCCGCCUUUAGUUCCGAGUCGAACCAGGGGCUCACGGAUGAAAGCACUAUCGAUCAGCACGACGAUAGUACCAUGCCGGACGGAUUGGUGGAGCGCGACCGCUUGAAAUCACUGGAGGACGAACACGAAGUGUUAUCCUCAAAUCUGAUUGCCUUAACAUCACACUUUGCUCAAGUGCAGCUUAGGUUGAGGCAAAUUGUUGAAGCUCCAGCACAAGAACGGGAUGGGUUGCUGAAAAACCUCGAAGAGUUCGCCUUUCUUGGCAUACCUGAAAUACAGCAGAAUCCGGUAAAGCAGAACAUUCCCGAGAUUGUCGCAAAUCUCGACCGAAGUCCCGAGUCGGUGGAAAAUCUCCGCGAAAAGCAGCAAGAACUUAUAGAGCAGCUCAAAUCGCAGCUAAUGGAUCUUGAACGCUAUGCGUACGAGUCUGGAGCCGGUAUCCUUCCGCAAUCGAUACUCCUUGAGAAGCAGAAGGUGAUAAUUGAGGAGAUAAAGAAAAAAAUCAAUCUAAACCUAAAUGAGCUGGAUUUGCCGCAGCUCACCUCGGAGGACUUGCGGCAGCAGGUGGAUAGCGCACUGGAUGAACUGGUCAAUCCGCUGAAAAUGAAAGAACAGUUGGUAACGCAGCUUAAGACGCAAAUCCAAGACCUGGAGCGUUUUAUAAGUUUUUUGCAGACGAACGAGAAGGCAGAAAUCAAAAAGCGUUUCUUCGAGCAACAGCAACAGCAGGAGAAACAGCAGAAUCAACUGGGAGUAGGUGGUUCUAAGGAUAAUCGCCGAUCGCAGAACGCCGCUGAUCGUCGAACACUUUCGAAAACGGAGACCGAACGCUGUCCAUCAAACAAUGUUACCAGUACAAGCCAGGCAGCAACCAAACGAGAAUCGUUCAACAGCAAGGCUUUCGGUUUGAUGGAUAAAGCUGGCACGUUGCUGCAAAUGUUCGCUUUAUCGCAAUUCAAUUGCGGAAGUGAUCGAAACAACGACGCUCACUACCAAACGAAGAUGAUGGCUCGAACGCGUCAAAACUGUUGGGGUGAUAUACGGGCGAGGUUGGAGUACGACGUCCAAGAGAUCGCCUCCUUGGCACUGACCUUGCAAGAGGAACUUCCGAUCAGAGAAACGGACCAAAAUGAGGACGACGAAGAAGAUCCUACCCGUCCCAACGGUGGUAAUAGAAAAUGUUACGAGCUAACGCUAUUGGUACGUAAACGUUUAUCGAAAACCAUCCAACGGUUAAUGCAACAUGGGCUACGAGGAAUUUCCGAAAGUACGAGCAACAGCCUGGUGCCAUUCAUAUCCGGAUGUUUUUCAUCUACUAGUGGCAGUAGUAAUAGUAGCUCUAGCAUGAACGGGAGAUCGAAUGAGGGAUUCUACAGAUCGGACGUAAGGCGAAAGAGUACUGGAGCUACAACAACUGCUCCGAAAAAACAGGCCACGUCGUGUACGGAGGAUUUAUCCAAUGCGAACAGAGAAGAAAAUAUUUUUUCACAGCUCAACGACGAAGAAGAAGACGAUUUGGAACAACCCAUCGAUAGUGAGGACAUGAUGCAUGCGUGGGAGUUACUACUUGUGUACUACAAUAUUAAAAAUGGCGACCGUUAUAAUUCGACACCGGCAAGAAAACUGUCCGAAAGCUUCAACUUGGACAUUAUCGAUGGCAGACCAUUGUCUAAUAAGCAGAGCCUUCUUAGUACUAUCGGAUCAAUUGUAGCAUUGCAUAGCCCUUACAAGAGAAGUUAUGAUUCGCAAUUUAAGGCGUUCGUUUGUGCAGGAUUGAACGCGCAGAAGUUAACACAAUGGCUGUACCUUAUCUUCCAGUGUAAGGAGCUUGUCAGUUCUCAUUACUCCAGUUGGAGCUAUGUGGCCAACACAGGUUUUCGUGAUGCGCUGAAAACACUCGAUCGCUUAACGCAGUACCAUUUUGAUCUUCCGGUGGACUUAUCGAUUCGUCAGUUUAAAAAUAUCAAAGACGUUUUUAUGUAGGUUUGAUCAGUGUAACGUGGAGACAGUGUACAUUAUUUGUAAUAGUAUGCCGCGUAACACAAUCUUCAUUUCAAAAACAACAUAUUUCCGAUACCUUAAUAGCUAUUUCGUCAUUGUGGGAAAGUUCUUCUGAAUUCCCCUCUAUUUGAAACGAUCUGCAUAACUAACAGCACUGUUAUUUAAGUUACAAUUGCUAUCGAUACCUUACAACAUAGAACUAUUUGUUCGGAAAGAUACAUUUUAUGGAAUAUUCUUUCAAAUAUCGUUGUUUGUCCGUAAGACAUGGUGUAUAUGCAGAAGUAUUUGAAAAUGUGAUGGAGAAUGAAAGCUGUUAAAAAUAUCAAUAAACACAGGACC